UCAGUCACUUUUUUCCCGUCUACCGAGAUACUUUUUGACCGUUGCUUUAGAGAAGGAUGAGUAUCCUCCAACUUGCCGUCAUUGGCACCAUGCUGCUCGGAUUAGUCCAUGGAUCUUCUGAUGCUGGGAACGGCACUAAAUGUAGUGAUGGAGUGGUUGGCAUUGUGUGUGGAAAGACUAUGCACGAUUUACCCUUGAAAAUGAACGAACUCAACAUGAAUGACAUAAAUGAGAUGAGGGAAUUCAAGAAAUAUGUGGACAAUGCGAUCAACUGUAUGACUGCUCUCACAUGCCCGCCAUACACCAAGGAUGCGAAAAAACAGGGGAUUGAGCUAACUGGAAAGUAUCGCCAAACUCUUGUGUAUUUUGCCGAUGAGUUCCCCCAGUGUAGUGAAAAGUUGAAUGCUAGAAAAUCAAAGUGUUUCGACCACUGGGACCUCAAUAAAAUUCGCGCUACAGAUGAGGAAAAGGAAAAUCAGCACAAAAGAAGUGUGACUUGUGAGAAAUAUUUCGGAAAAGGUGACUGUUUGAAGAACGAAAUUACGGAGGCGUGUGGCAAGAAAGAAUGGAAUAAGUUUCGUGAGGUAAAUUUUACUUGAAUACUUUGAAGAAAUAAGAUUUUUUUUUUGCAAAUCACCAAUCUUUCUCUCGGUUUCUACAGUACAUGCGUAUUCAAGAAGGAGUAAAUAAAAGCAAUUUCGAGUUUUAAUAAAUGUUUGCAAAUAGUUUGUUGUUAAUUUUGAGCUAAUGUGAUCUUUUGAAAAUGUUGAUGAAUGCAUAAUACGCAAGAAGACGAAAUAUUAUGUUUAUUAGAGUAAUUUGAUUUAUUGAGACAAGUUUUAAAAAUAAAAUAUGAAUUGCGAA
Messenger RNA from Caenorhabditis elegans, 864 nucleotides. RefSeq names its product T20D4.11-like domain-containing protein (gene T20D4.15). NCBI's taxonomy places the organism in Eukaryota, Metazoa, Nematoda, Chromadorea, Rhabditida, Rhabditidae. The record is from RefSeq and is marked reviewed. Bases 57 to 599 code for a protein of 180 amino acids. The transcript is spliced from 2 exons.